AUGACUUCCAUCUAUAAGUCAACAGAACCCUCUGUAUCCAUCUUCAACACACCUUCCUACAACCCUCAACUAGUAGAAGGUGUCGACUCAGUCCUCAUCAUCGGUUCAGGUGGUCUAUCCAUCGGACAAGCUGGUGAAUUCGACUACAGUGGGUCUCAAGCCAUCAAAGCUCUAAAGGAAUCCAACAAGAAGACAAUCUUGAUUAACCCAAACAUCGCUACAAAUCAAACUUCUCAUUCUCUAGCGGACAAGAUCUACUACUUGCCCGUCACACCAGAAUAUAUCACAUAUAUUAUCGAACGUGAAAGACCUGACGCUAUCUUACUAACUUUUGGUGGACAAACUGGGUUGAAUUGUGGUGUCGAAUUGGACAGAACUGGAAUCCUAAAGAAAUAUAACGUUAAAGUGCUAGGGACACCAAUCAAGACUCUAAUUACCUCCGAGGAUAGAGACCUUUUCGCUAACGCUUUGAAAGAGAUAAAUAUUCCAAUUGCCAAUUCCAUUGCCUGUGCUACCGUGGACGAAGCUUUAGCCGCCGCUAAUAGUAUCAAGUACCCUGUCAUUAUCAGAUCAGCUUAUGCUCUAGGUGGGUUGGGGUCCGGGUUCGCUAAUAACGACCAGGAAUUGAAACAAUUAUCCUCUCAAUCAUUAUCCCUAUCACCUCAAAUCUUGGUCGAAAGAUCCAUGAAAGGUUGGAAGGAAGUGGAAUACGAAGUCGUUAGAGAUAGAGUCGGAAAUUGUAUCACCGUGUGUAACAUGGAAAAUUUCGAUCCAUUGGGGGUACAUACAGGUGAUUCCAUCGUCUUUGCGCCAUCUCAAACUUUAUCCGAUGAAGAAUACCACAUGUUAAGAUCCGCCGCUAUCAAGAUCAUCAGACAUUUGGGUGUCAUUGGGGAAUGUAACGUCCAAUACGCUUUGCAACCAGAUGGGUUGGACUACUGUGUCAUCGAAGUCAACGCCCGUUUGUCUCGUUCUUCUGCUUUGGCUUCCAAGGCUACCGGUUACCCAUUAGCUUAUACUGCCGCCAAGAUCGCUUUGGGGUACACAUUACCUGAAUUACCAAACCCAAUUACAAAAACUACAGUGGCUAAUUUUGAACCUUCUUUGGAUUACAUCGUCGCUAAGAUCCCUAAAUGGGACUUAUCCAAAUUCCAAUACGUGGAUAGAUCCAUUGGUUCCUCCAUGAAAUCAGUAGGGGAAGUUAUGGCCAUUGGUAGAAAUUACGAAGAGGCAUUCCAAAAGGCAUUGAGACAAGUGGACCCAUCUGUAUUGGGGUUCCAAGGAUCAGAUGAAUUUGGUGAUAAAUUAGAUGACGCUUUGGCCGUACCAACUGAUAGAAGAGUCCUUGCUAUUGGUCAAGCUUUGAUUCAUGAAAAUUACACAGUCGAUAGAGUACAUGAUUUGACUAAGAUUGACAAGUGGUUCCUUUUCAAAUGUAUGAAUUUGGUUAACAUGUACAAGGAAUUGGAAGCAGUCAAUUCAUUAGACUCCCUAGAGAAGGAUCUAUUACAGAGAGCUAAGAAAUUGGGGUUCUCUGAUAAGCAAAUCGCUGUUUCCAUUAGUAAGAAUGCCUGCACCAAUGUUGGUGAAUUGGAAGUUAGAAAAUUGAGAAAAUCAUUCGGUAUUGUCCCAUUCGUCAAGAGAAUCGAUACUUUAGCCGCUGAAUUCCCUGCAACGACAAACUAUCUUUACAUUACUUAUAACGCAACUAAGAAUGAUGUGGAAUUCGAUGACCAUGGUAUGCUGGUCCUUGGUUCAGGUGUUUACCGUAUUGGGUCCUCUGUAGAAUUCGAUUGGUGUGCCGUUAACACUGCCAAGACUCUAAGAGAUGAAGGUAAGAAGACAAUUAUGAUCAAUUAUAAUCCAGAAACAGUCUCUACAGAUUUCGAUGAAGUGGAUAGAUUAUAUUUCGAAGAGUUAUCAUACGAAAGAGUCAUGGAUAUCUACGAAUUGGAACAAUCUGAAGGUUGUAUCAUCUCUGUCGGUGGUCAAUUACCACAAAAUAUCGCCCUUCCAUUAUACGAAAAUGGUUGUAAAAUUUUAGGUACCUCUCCAGUGGAUAUUGAUAGAGCCGAAGAUAGACACAAAUUCUCUUCCAUCUUGGAUUCCAUUAAUGUGGGUCAACCUGCAUGGAGUGAAUUGACUUCUGUUGAUGAAGCUAAGGUAUUUGCUGAUAAGGUUGGAUACCCAGUAUUAAUUCGUCCCUCAUACGUUCUUUCUGGUGCUGCCAUGAGUGUGGUCAAUAACGAAGAUGAAUUGAAAUUGAAACUAACUUUGGCUUCUGAUGUCUCUCCAGAUCAUCCAGUGGUUAUGUCCAAAUUCAUUGAAGGCGCUCAAGAAAUUGAUGUCGAUGCAGUGGCAUAUAAUGGGAAAGUGUUGAUUCAUGCUAUCUCUGAACAUGUGGAAAAUGCAGGUGUUCAUUCUGGUGAUGCCUCUUUAAUCUUACCACCACAAAAUCUUUCUGAUAAAGUGAAGGCCAAUUUGAAGGAAAUUGCUGACAAGGUUGCUGAUGCAUGGCACAUUACAGGUCCAUUCAAUAUGCAAAUUAUUAAAGAAGGUGAUAAACCUUUGAAGGUUAUUGAAUGUAACAUUAGGGCUUCCAGAUCUUUCCCAUUUGUCUCUAAGGUUUUGGGUAAGAAUUUCAUUGAAGUUGCUGUAAGGGCUUUCCUUGGUGGUGAUAAGGUUCCAGAACCAGUUGAUUUGAUGUUGGGUAAGAACUACAACUAUGUUGCCAUUAAAGUUCCACAAUUUUCAUUUACCAGAUUAGCUGGUGCCGAUCCAUUCUUAGGUGUAGAAAUGGCUUCCACUGGGGAAGUUGCUUCAUUUGGUAAGGAUAUACUAGAGAGCUACUGGACUGCCAUGCAAAGUACAAUGAAUUUCCAUGUUCCUUUACCUGGAAGUGGUGUUCUACUUGGUGGUGAUUUGUCAAAGGAAUAUUUGGGUCAAGUUGCCUCUAUACUGGCACCAUUGGGAUACCAUCUAUACACAACUAACGAAACUACACAGAAAUAUAUUCAAGAUCAUGUUGGGGCUAACUCUCCUGUUAAUAUCAUUGAGUUUCCAAGAAACGAUAAGAGGAAGUUACGUGAACUAUUCCAAAAAUACGAUAUUAAAUCAGUGUUUAACUUGGCUUCCAAGAGAGCUGAGAAUACAGAAAAUUUGGAUUACAUCAUGAGAAGAAAUGCCAUUGAUUUCGCUAUCCCAUUAUUCAAUGAACCACAAACUGCUUUAUUGUUCGCUAAGGCUCUAAGUGCAAAGGUGGCAGAAAAGGUUAACGCUUUAGCAUCUGAUAAAGUUAUUGUUCCAAGCGAGGUUCGUACUUGGGAAGAAUUUGUUGGUUUCAGAGCUGAUUAA
This is a messenger RNA of Naumovozyma castellii, 3354 nucleotides long. It is a transcript of the gene CPA2, whose product is annotated as carbamoyl-phosphate synthase (glutamine-hydrolyzing) CPA2. The transcript has a single exon. NCBI's taxonomy places the organism in Eukaryota, Fungi, Ascomycota, Saccharomycetes, Saccharomycetales, Saccharomycetaceae. The record is from RefSeq and is a predicted model, not a curated record. Bases 1 to 3354 code for a protein of 1117 amino acids.